AUGGGGCUCCUUCCCCCCAUGCUGGUCUUUUGCCUGCUGGCUGGCGCUUCCUCCAUGGAUAACGGGCUGCUGAGAACGCCACCGAUGGGCUGGGUGCCAUGGGAACACUUCCGAUGCAACACGGACUGCCAGAAGGACCCUGACGAUUGCAUCAGCGAACGCUUGAUCAAGGCGAUGGCAGACCGGUUGGCCGAAGAUGGCUGGAAAGAGCUCGGGUACAACUACGUGAACCUGGACGACUGCUGGGCGGCCAAAGAAAGGGACUCUCUGGGCAGGCUCCAGGCCAAUGCGUCGAGGUUUCCCAGCGGCAUUAAAGCGCUGGCGGAUUACGUCCAUUCCAAAGGCCUGAAGUUCGGCAUCUACAGUGACCUGGGCAACCUCACCUGCGAGGGCUACCCGGGGACCACGCUGGACGACAUCGAGACGGACGCCAGGACCUUUGCGGAGUGGGGCGUGGACAUGCUGAAGCUGGACGGCUGCUUCUCCAACUCCUCGGCCAAGGCCGCCGGCUACCCAAAGAUGAGCGCGGCCUUGAACAAAACAGGACGGCCGAUUGUCUACUCCUGCAGCUGGCCUGCCUACGAAGGAGGCCUGCCCCCAGAGGUGAAUUAUACUUUACUCGGCCAGAUCUGCAACCUGUGGAGGAAUUUUGCUGACAUCGAAGACUCCUGGGAAAGUCUUUCUCGCGUCAUUGAGUGGUACGGGGACCAUCAAGACACGCUGCAGCCUGCUGCCGGCCCAGGAAGGUGGAAUGAUCCCGACAUGCUGCUGGCGGGCAACUCCGGUCUGAGCUUCGAGCAGGCGAAAGCGCAGCUGGCGCUGUGGGCGAUCCUGGCGGCCCCGCUCUUCAUGUCCUGCAACCUGGGGACCAUCUCGGCCGAGGCCAGGGACCUCCUGCGCAACCCGCUGCUGAUCUACAUCGACCAGGACCCGCUGGGAAUUCCGGGCAGGCGGAUUGCGAAGAGCGGCCAGUUUGAAGUGUGGAAGAGAGCCCUCAACGGCCACCAGUACGGGGUCGCGGUCCUGAACAGGGGCACGGGCGGGGCGCCCACGCCUUUCGUGACCAGCUUGGACUUGCUGGGCAUCCUGGACUGCGAGAAGGGCUACAAGAUCUACGACGUGCUGGACCGGUCCUUCGUGGGGGGCUAUGGGCUCAAUGCCACGCUCUCCUUCACGGUAGCCCCGACCGGGGUGGUGCUCCUCUUCCUCCGGCCGCUGUGCUGAUCCUUCCUUGGCCCCCGAGGAGCUCUGCUGGUGCCGGGAAGUCUGGCAGUCGACGUUCCAAGAACCGUGACCCCCACUCCUGCCUGGGAUGUUUCAGGGCGACUUGGGGCGUCCCACAG
Messenger RNA from Gekko japonicus, 1343 nucleotides. RefSeq names its product alpha-N-acetylgalactosaminidase-like. The transcript is spliced from 7 exons. The record is from RefSeq and is a predicted model, not a curated record. Gene Ontology annotation, biological process: glycosylceramide catabolic process; oligosaccharide metabolic process; glycoside catabolic process. NCBI's taxonomy places the organism in Eukaryota, Metazoa, Chordata, Lepidosauria, Squamata, Gekkonidae. Gene Ontology annotation, molecular function: alpha-galactosidase activity. Gene Ontology annotation, cellular component: cytoplasm. The coding region runs from base 1 to 1224 and encodes 407 amino acids.